CGCUGUACAAGUGAAAGAAGCUGGCUGCCAGUUGAUGCAGGUCUCCCGUAACGCAAGUAUCCAGCAGCGCAACAGCGUUGAGGGACAACGGGAGGUGCACAGGGAGACAGACUGAGAGGGAGGACACAGAAGGAGCACCUACGGAUGUUGUGGACUGGCGAUACCAGACAGCAUUCGACAAGGAGCCGCGUCACAGCAAGUCGCAGUUUUCAACUUAACCCUUGGCAACUCCACUCUCCUGAUAAACAUCCGGCUGCAGGGGCUCCGGUGCGCGAGCACUGUCUGCCGAUCCUCUUCUACAGGAUCCAGUCACCAGGGUUUAGAGACCAGCGAUCGUGCAGGAGAGCUCUGACCUCAGCGCCAUGCGCAGCAACAGCUCGGAGCCCCGCGGUGUGUCCAACGUCACCGGGCAGCUGGAGGAAUUUGCCCACCUCCCCUUCACCCUGCUCUACGCCGUCAUCAUCGUGCUGGGCUUCUUGUUCAACGCGGGCGCCCUGUGGGUCUUCAGCCGCCACAUCCGCCUGCGCUCAGGCACGGCGGUCUACAUGAGGAAUCUGGCCACGGCGGACCUCCUGCUGGUUUGCUUCUUGCCCUUCCGCAUCACCUCCUACUACCAGCGCAACACGUCCACCAGGCUGGCGUGCGAGAUCACCACCCUUAUCUUCCUCAUCAACAUGUACACCAGCAUCUUCUUCCUUGCCUGCAUCAGCCUCGACCGCUGUGUGGCCACCCUGCUCCCCCUGCGGUUGCCUCUCCGCCGGUUGCACCGGGCAGCCCCCUGGGUCAGCGCCCUGGUCUGGACCCUGUCCGUCAGCGCCAGCCUUCCUCCCUACUUCAUCUUGAAGUUCAGUGGUGGCUCUAACAACACCAGCGACAACUGCCUGAGGCCAGUGGCCGUCACCAAGAGGUUGACCGUGGGAUUCACCCUCUGCAUCGGCUUCGGACUCCCCUUCUGCCUCCUCAUCGUCUGCUCCCUCCUUGCCCUGAGGCAGCUGAGGAAGGGCAAGUCCCAGGGCUCCCAGCUACUGAAGGCCCACAAGACACAGAGAAUGAUUGUGGCCAAUCUCCUGAUCUUCACCUUCUGCUUCCUGCCCUACCACGCCCUGCUCUGCUUCUACAAGGGGCUGGAGGACCGCUCCCAGGAGACAGCCGUCCAACUCUUCCAGGGCGCCCAGCUGCUGGCCAGCUCCAACGCUGUCCUGGACCCCGUCCUCUACUACUUCACCACGGAGGCCUUCCAGAAGACGCACCUGGUGAGCGCCGUGCGCAGCCUGAUGACUUGCAGGUGCUGGAGUGUGGGCAGCGCCUCCGCCAGGGACCGAGGCAAGCAGCCGUCCGAGGCCGUCACCUUCAUCUCGGUGUCAAAGGCCCUGUGACUCUUCGAUCCAAGGCCCGCUGAUUAUUUUAUUUUAUUUAUUGGUCGAGCAUGGGAGCAAUGUGUCUGUUUCAAUGUCUGAAGUAAAGGCAUCUCCAAACAGGUCUCAUGGCAAGUACAGUCGGACACAGUGUGAAGCUCCCUCCACACUGUCCCAUCACACACUCCCGGGGUCAGACACAGGGUGAAGCUCCCUCUACACCGUCCUAUCACACACUCCCGGGGUCAGACACAGAGUGAAGCUCCCUCUACACCGUCCCAUCACACACUCCCGUGGUAUUGGUAUUGAUUUGUUAUUGUCACUUGUACCGAGGUACAGUGAAAAACUUGUCUUGCAUACCGAUCGUACAGGUCAAUUCAUUACACAGUGCAGUUACAUUGAGUCAGUGCAGAGUGCAUUGAGGUAGUACAGGUAAAAACAAUAACAGUACAGAGUAAAGUAUCACAGCUACAGGGAAGUGCAUUGCAGGUAGACAAUAAGGUGCAAAGUCGUAACAAGGUAGAUUGUGAGGUCAAGAGUUCAUCUCAUCGUAUAAGGGAACCGUUCAAUAGUCUUAUCACAGUGGGGUAGAAGCUGUCCUUGAGCCUGGUGGUACGUGCCCUCAGGCUCCUGUAUCUUCUGCCUGAUGGGAAAGGAGAGAAGAGAGAAUGACCUGGUUAGACACAGAGUGAAGCUCCCUCUACACUCUCCCAUUACACACUCCUGGGGUCAGACACAGGGCGAGCUCCCUAUACACUGUCCCAUCACACACUUGCGGGGUCAGACACAGAGUGAAGCUCCCUCUGCACAGUCCCAUCACACACUCCCAGGACACAGGUUAGACACAGAGUGAAGCUUUAGCUCAGGGUUACAGUUUAGUUGGAAGAGGCUCAAAGAACAGAGACGGGGGCGGGUGGGGGGGGGAAGCACGAGAAGGCUGCUGGGCUUCACUGCAUUGACUUUAAUGCUCAGAGAUGUAUGUGUUGGCUGGAUGGGCUGAGAGAGUGGCUCAGCAAAGGGGAAUACAAUAUUGUCACAAUCACGGAAACGUGGUUGAGGGAAACGUGGUUAACAAAGGAAAUUGAAGGUUUUAUCAGAAAUAAGAAGGAAACACACGUCAGGUGUGGGCCUUUGAGGUUUAUUAUGGGAGGUGGCAGAGAGGUUAAGAAAUAAAUUCAAAGGGGAAAAGCCGACCAUGAACUGUCCUUGGAGAAUCCCAAAACCUGUUGUAAUUACAUUAGAGGCAGGAGG
This is a messenger RNA of Pristis pectinata (smalltooth sawfish), 2606 nucleotides long. RefSeq names its product lysophosphatidic acid receptor 6-like. The transcript has 4 exons. Gene Ontology annotation, cellular component: membrane. Gene Ontology annotation, biological process: G protein-coupled receptor signaling pathway; behavioral response to pain. The record is from RefSeq and is a predicted model, not a curated record. Gene Ontology annotation, molecular function: G protein-coupled receptor activity. Bases 363 to 1376 code for a protein of 337 amino acids. NCBI's taxonomy places the organism in Eukaryota, Metazoa, Chordata, Chondrichthyes, Rhinopristiformes, Pristidae.